Molecule: messenger RNA, 284 nt
Organism: Pyricularia grisea
Lineage: Eukaryota; Fungi; Ascomycota; Sordariomycetes; Magnaporthales; Pyriculariaceae
Exons: 2
Source: RefSeq, a predicted model, not a curated record
AUUUGCUGAAUCAUUCUCCCCGCAAAGCUAAUUGGCACCAUGAGCAUGCAUUUGAAUAUUCAUCGGACCCACGCAGCGACGCAUAAGUUGAACUUUAAAGUUAGACGCGUUUGACAAUGACAUGCCGUUUGUCAGAUAAACGCGCAACUACCCACAUAUCAAAGAAGAAAAAAAGGAGAGCCGAGAGAUUGGCCGGGGGCUGGCUGUCCUUUGGUGGAUGCCAAGAUGCUAUUUCCCGCGCGGCUCGUUCUACAACCAUCAACACGAACAUGGGAAUCCGAGAG